AUGACCUGUGGUGGUGCUACCUCGCGUGUGGCUACUGUGGCUGCCCUCAGCUGCCUCCUCCUUGCCCUCCUCCUCACUCCGUCUGCCCAGGCUCAGUGCGGUCCCUCGCAGACUGCCCAGAACGAGGGCUGCAGGCUCUGUGCCUACCUCGACUCUCGGGGCAUUCCCACCAUUGGUGUUGGCCUCAACAUCAACGCGCAUCCGGAGGUUCUGGAGCAGUUUGGCCUGACGGCGCAGGAGGUCAUCUCCCGUGGGUUCUCUCACCCGGAGGUGACGUGCGAUGAGACGCCUACGUACGAGCCGCAAAAGUGCCUGACCCGGUCGCAGGUGAUGCAGAUUUUUAACCAGGACACGUACCCGAUCUUCCAGCAGUGUGCCGAGUCGUGGGCGCCGAACCAGCCGCAGGAGGUGGCUGGUGCGCUGACGGACAUGGCAUUCAACAUGGGCUGCGCCGGCUUGGAGCAGUUCACCUCGAUGCGGUCGGCGAUCAUGGCGGGCAACUACCAGCAGGCUGCUACAGAUGCGCGCAACAGCCUCUGGUGCUCGCAGGUCGGCAACCGGUGCGAGAUUGAUGCCCAGUGCAUCGCGUCGGGUGGCUCUGGUCCAUCGCCAACCCCUGCGCCGGCCCCGACUCCGGCUCCGACCCCGGCCCCGACCCCGGCUCCCGGCCCUGCCCCCACGCCGGCCCCCACUCCGACUCCAUCGCCGGUGUCGUCGUCGGGCCGUACCACCUCGUCAACAGGUAACUCGACUUCGUCGGGCCACUCGACCGGCUACUCGUCGACCGGCGGCUCGUCGGGUAACUACACCACCGGUGGAUCUUCGGGCAAGUCGACCGGCUACUCGUCGACCGGCGGCUCGUCGGGUAACUACACCUCGACCGGCUCAACCGGCUCAUCUGGCAAGUCGACCGGCGGCUCAUCGACUGGCGGCUCAUCGACUGGCGGCUCAUCGACUGGCGGCUCAUCAACCGGCGGUUCGUCCACUGGCGGUUCGUCCACUGGCGGUUCGUCCACUGGUGGCUCGUCCACCGGCGGCUCUUCGAGCGGCGGCUCUUCGGGCGGCGGCUCUUCCGGUGGCUCUUCGGGCGGCUCUUCGGGUGGCGGCUCUUCGGGCGGCUCUUCGGGUGGCUCUUCGGGUGGCUAUUCUGGCAUGGCCAGGAUGCGCAUCGAGUAG
This is a messenger RNA of Thecamonas trahens ATCC 50062, 1176 nucleotides long. RefSeq lists its product as uncharacterized. Gene Ontology annotation, biological process: cell wall macromolecule catabolic process; peptidoglycan catabolic process. Gene Ontology annotation, molecular function: lysozyme activity. The transcript is spliced from 2 exons. Bases 1 to 1176 code for a protein of 391 amino acids. Lineage: Eukaryota; Apusomonadida; Apusomonadidae. The record is from RefSeq and is a predicted model, not a curated record.